Messenger RNA from Lathyrus oleraceus (garden pea), 2403 nucleotides. RefSeq lists its product as uncharacterized. Lineage: Eukaryota; Viridiplantae; Streptophyta; Magnoliopsida; Fabales; Fabaceae. Gene Ontology annotation, biological process: positive regulation of GTPase activity. The transcript is spliced from 14 exons. The coding region runs from base 164 to 2248 and encodes 694 amino acids. The record is from RefSeq and is a predicted model, not a curated record. Gene Ontology annotation, molecular function: GTPase activator activity.
GUACUUAGUCUUCUACUUGUUUUUUCAUCUUUAUCUAUAACUUGGACUUGUUCUGUUUUUCUUUCAUUCUAUAUAUACAUUCUCUUCAUUCAUGUUUCUUCUUCAUUUUCUUCACCUAUUCAUAAUAUACUCUUAACGUGCGCACCCUCUGUGCAGGCUAAUAAUGGAGCCUCACGUUGCCAAUUCGUUUGCCUCUAAAGCUAGAACUGUUUUCCAUUCUGCUGCUGCUAAAGCUGAGCGCGUUCUCAUGGAUUUCAAAUCCGAUAUCGAGUUUGAUAAGCAAUUGCGCGACGAUUAUGGAAGGCGAACGCGUCCGGGAGAUGAGUCAAAGUUUCUCGACGAACUGAAGCAAAUAAAGUGGAGACCUCGACAUAUAGGAACGAAGCAGGAUUGGAAAGAUAAAAUUAACAACAUACGGAAAGGGAGAAAAGAAAUGGAAAAUAUCGAUAAAGUUGGAGAUGCAAGCAUGGCGGAUAUUCCACUUCAUGAUGACAAUUUGAGCAUUCUUCAUAAGAAGAAUGAUCUUGAUGCCAAGGCUUCAGAAGGAUUUCCCUCUGUUGAAGGAUUAACUGCUGCGGCUGAAAGGCCUAUUCCUCCAUCAUCUGUCCUAAAGCAAUUGGCAAUAGCUGUUAAGGCUGGAAGGAAAGCAAAUUCAAUGAAAGAUUUUAUAGCUUCAUCAGGAGGAUCUUUGCCUUCGAUGGAAAUAGCAGGCUUAAGUCUCUCUGCGGUGAAGGCGUUAGUGUUACGUGAGAAAGACGACAGACUUUCUUCUGAAUUUUGUAGCCACGAGAAAGUUUUGUAUUUGGUUAAUUCGCUUUUUAAUCCAGAUGGAGAGUUCCUUAGAAGGAAGAUCAACUCCAAUCCCGAUGAAAUUGACGUAACAUCGUUUAUAAGAGAUAUUCGCGGUGCUCCUCCUGAAAGCCUUGUUGUUAAGCUAGCUGAAGUAAUCGGAAACUUCAAGACCCUUCGAGAAAUGAAAUUUUUUUGGUGCAGGGUUGUUGCUGAAAUGAGAAAACUUUGGUAUGAAGAAAAGCAUUUACCUGGAGUCCCUCUUGAUGGCAUUCCAGAUCUGAAGUCAUGUCUUCUCUAUCAACAUAUUCAAGUAAUUAAUUGUUGCAUCUCUCGGAAAAGACGCCAUAUUAUUGCCACCGAAUCGCUGGACUCUAUGAUGAUGAAAGCGAAUUCGAAUAGAUUAGAAUCAACAAACUUCUGUGAUGGAACUUCUGCAAGCCGCUUGUUAUAUGCUCGAUUAAGUACUGGUGAGCUUGUUCUUCGGCUUGGUGCUCAUUGCCCGUAUGGAAACAUGACACUAUUGGAAACUGGCGAGCCUGCUUACUCUCCUAUCACCCAGGAAGUACCGUUGCUUACAGAAGAUCUGAUCAAAGAGACCGAGGAGUUUGUGCUGCGGACGGGGAGUGUUGGAGCUGGAUGCUCUCAACUCCUGUCUGAUAUGCAGGCGUUCAAGGCUGCAAAUCCGGGUUGUAUUUUGGAAGAUUUUGUGAGAUGGUACUCUCCUCCUGAUUGGACUGAAAAUGAAGCAAAAACCGAGGAUAGUUAUUCUUCUGAUGAUAGUAGUAGUAGCAGCGAGUUAUUGUCUACCAGAGGUCAAUUAAGUCAACGUAUGCGGAAAGAAGGUAAUUUGUGGCGCGAAUUGUGGAAAACGUCUAAGCCAGUACCUGCUGUGAAACAAACACCUCUCUUUGAAGAAGAUUUGGCAGUGGAGGGAAUCCUUGAUGCAUUUGAAGACAUUCAGCCAGUUGAGCUUUUUGGACAGCUUUUUGUUUCAAUACUUGGUUUAGGAUUUACAAUUGCUGAACCAUUGCUGUGCCGUAACAUUGUCUUCUCGAAGUUGUUCAAUGACUGCAAAGAAUAUGUAGUUACUACUUGUGAAAGCGUUAGAUUCAGUGAGAAAGUUGAUGAACUUGUUCAGGUAUAUGAAACAGUGGAGAGAAUGUUGAUGAAUCCUGAGGAGGCACUGAAGAUGAUGAAGCAUUCAGAAGAAUCAACUGUGAAUAACGGCAGUGAAACACAGGGCCGGUUCAAGAAGUUUAUCUCUAGCGGCAAAGAGAAACUGUCGAGGUCUUUUCGGAAAGAUCAGAUCAAUAAUGAAGAAGAAGCAACUCCACAAUCUUUUUCAAGUUUCUUUGACAGCAAGUCAUCUUUAUUCUCCAAAAAGCCUAACAAAGGUGGAAAAUUAUGGCCUGCACCGGCACCUCCCUCAAUCGAAGACGAUUGGAUAGUAAAUUAAACAAAGUUCAGCUUCUUCUCCUGCCAGAUAAUUGUAAAUUACUUCAUUCUUUAUUACGGAAUAUGAAUUAGCAAAUAGCAAAAGGAAUUGUAUAAUAAUGAUCUAUCAAAAUAAUAAGUGUUCUUCAUUGUAAUACAAAUGGUAUAUUGCUUUUA